Pelobates fuscus (common spadefoot toad) is the source of this 2070-nucleotide messenger RNA. RefSeq names its product RecQ mediated genome instability 1 (gene RMI1). The transcript has 2 exons. NCBI's taxonomy places the organism in Eukaryota, Metazoa, Chordata, Amphibia, Anura, Pelobatidae. Gene Ontology annotation, biological process: resolution of meiotic recombination intermediates; double-strand break repair via homologous recombination. Gene Ontology annotation, cellular component: nuclear body; RecQ family helicase-topoisomerase III complex. The coding region runs from base 90 to 1712 and encodes 540 amino acids. The record is from RefSeq and is a predicted model, not a curated record. Gene Ontology annotation, molecular function: nucleotide binding.
CGCCGCGUCUUGGGUGAGCGCGUGGGAGCUGGCGGUGGCGCGAGGUUGGAAGUGCUGCACGCGGACAGUGAGCCGGACCUUCACAAAUUAUGAACACCGCUGCAGUACCUGUUCGAGUGAAAACCUGGCUUUCAUCUACCUGGCAUGUUAAAGUUCCAGACCAGUGGCUAGAAGCUUGCAUCAGUUGGAUCCAAGAAGAAAACACCUCUUCCUUGUCACAAGCAGAAAUUAAUAAACAGGUUUUUGAGCAGUGGCUUCUAACAGAUCUUAGGGAUUUACAGUACCCAGUAUUACCUGUUGGAAUACUGGAGUCUCUGAAAUGUGAACUCAGUGGUUAUUAUGCAAUUCAAAUAGAUUCCCUGGUGGAUGUGAGCCUACCUGCAUAUUCACAGCUUCAGAAAAUAAGAGGAAGGGACAACUUAAAUGAACAAGUUACAGCUACUACUCAGGUUUCUCAGAAACCAUGGGAAACUAAGCCAAAUAGAAUGCUCAUGAUACAACUUACUGAUGGAAUACAACAAAUCCAGGGGAUGGAAUACCAACCUCUUCCGAUGCUUAAUUGUAACCUUCCACCAGGUACCAAAAUCUUGUUACAAGGCACCAUUGUUUGUCGCUUGGGUGUCCUUCUUCUUAAAUCAGAGAAUAUGAAAGUUUUAGGUGGAGAAGUGGAAGCUCUAGGCGCGGAGUAUACACAAGACAAAAUUCUAUCCAGAUUGAUUGGAGUAGAGGAAAAUCCUUUACCUCAGAGUUCAAAUAUUCAAGAUCAGGUUUCUGCAAGGAGUAAUGAUGAAUUAGGAGAAGCCUUAGGAUUGUCUGAUGAAGAUCUUUUGGCAAGCCUUGAUGUCAAUGAUGAAUUCACUGUUAACAAUGGAACAGUCCCAGACAGUGGGUUUUAUAGCCAGAAUGAGAAUUCACGCUUUGAAACGCAGCAAAUGGAACACUCAUCAUCUAGACAAGGGAGGAUUCUAGAGUCCACUCUGUCUGCUCAGAGUACAUCACGUCAAGAAACUCCGCAAAUACCAAACCCAAGAUCUAGGCAAGGCAGUAUUUCUGGGUCAACUCACACUGUUCAGGUAAACAGAAUAGUUGGGUUGGAAGAAGACUAUGAUUUGGAAGAUGAUUUAUUGUUGGAGGAGGAAGUUCAGCGUGAGUUAGAGGAAAUGUCCAUGGAUCAGCCUUUAGCAAUAAAUAGAAAUCAAAGCUUAACAACAAGAAAAUGUCCAAACACAGCUGAAACCACAUCUGUAACCACACAUACCAGUCAUACAUCUAUGAAUGAAAAUAAUUUUGAUAAUCCUCCAUUCACAUACUUGUCACUUAUAUUGACUAACAAAUGUACGGAGAUGAAACUAGUAAAUCUUAAGGCAUUUAUAGUGACUUUGAAUGGCAAUCUUACUAGCAGUGGUGGCUACUGGAAUAUUAGGGCGAAAAUAUCAGAUGGGACAGGAUAUCUAGAUGUGGACUUCAGUGACAAUGUUCUUAGAAAGCUGAUUGGAUUUUCAGUGCCUGAAAUGAAAACAAUUAAAAAGGAUCCCUCCCAGAAAGAAAAACUCAAGGCAGGCCUUCAAAAGUGCCAAAUGGAACUCACUGAUUUUUGUGGCAUUAUGACCAUUUCAUAUGAUCCAACAAAGCCUGAAGGCAGUGUGGUAGCUCUGGAAGAAGUAACUGUAGAAACAAUGCGCUUCUUAAGGCGAAGGUUAAAUCUAUUGUGAAUUAUUUAUUAAUAAUACGUGGAAUAUUGUAAAUAUUUGGUCUGUUUUAUAGGAAGCUAAGAUCUGUAUAUGCCUCUUGCUCAAAUGUUAAUGAGAACUUUGCUGAAAUCAGUUCUACUGUAUAUUGCAUUUUUUUUUUUUUUUAAUAAAUAACACUACUUCAUGUGAACACAAUGCAUGGUUGUAGAACACUUUCCCUGUAAUGACUACAAUCUGUCUCUAACUGAUAUUUAAAACAUUCUGAUUGUUAUGCUUUAAUGCACCUUAACAUUUCACCUGCCAUAUACUUACAUUAAAUACCUUAAGUUGAACUUGAUAUGAUAAUCACUUUAAUGUUUAAAUAAAGUAUUUACACUGA